AUGGACGCUGCAUCCAGAGUUCUCUCCUUUGCAGGCUGGGCCUUUCUUCCCGGUCUAGCAACGUCCUUCCUGCAAAACUUUUACUACCGUAUCACCAUCCGAGCGGGCUCACCGCACCCUCAACCCGGCUCGUCAUUACACACUCGUCACAACCGCCGUAUCCACGUCGCAGUGAUAAGCAGCUACCUGCUGUAUACCAUCUAUGAAGAGUACCGCAGCCUCCGACUAGCCGGGGACUUUUACAGUCUUCUGGGAGUCCUGCCAACGUCGGAUGAGCGGACGAUCAAGACCCGCUUCCGACGACUGGCCGCAUUGUUCCACCCCGACAAGGCCAGACAGACGUCCACCGCUUCGGCCCUGGGCAACAUGACGGAGGAAGGCGGGGAUGUGGAUGCGUUCUUCGUGAUGCUAAGGCUGGCGCAGGAUACCCUACUCGACCCGGUCAAGAGGUUUGCGUAUGAUCGGUUCGGAGCCGGGGUGGUGGACAGACCCGAAGGCGCAGGCAAGGCGCUGAGCAUGGGCGCAUACUUCUACGAGGGCCUCUUUGCGCUUGUGCCGCAGUACCUGGCCGGCUUCUUGAUGAUGGUUGUGCUGAACAUGUUCUGGUUCUCUGCAUGGGCGAGAUACCUGACGCUGCUUACCCACCCGAACGCAACCUUUAUCCCGUCGGCCUACCUUCCGGCGACGCUGUCCAAGCUGCUGAGGCUGGACACCUUCUACCUUCUUCCGUUUCAGAUGCUGUCCCUUGCGCGGACGGCGUCUGUGACCAUCAACAUCUUCAUAUCACAACUCACCCCUCCGGAGGAAAAGCUGAGGGCAGGCAGAGGCCAGGGCCAGGGCGAGGAAGGGCUGAGCGGACAGACGCAGAGACAGCUGACACGGAUCGUGCAACUGGCUCAGGCACAGGAUGCAGAGGCUGCCAAGCUGCUAGGGAUGGACAUGCUGCCCUUUGCAGGUGACGCAGACCGAGUGGCCAGGCUGCGGCGGGGAAUGAAGGAACGGCUAAGCAGGGACAGCGUGAGGGAGGCUCCAGAGGUACAGCAGGCCGUUCAGACGGUCAUUGGCAGGAGAAACAACAGCCAGAAGGGAGAAGAAGAGUAA
Microsporum canis CBS 113480 is the source of this 1101-nucleotide messenger RNA. RefSeq lists its product as hypothetical. Lineage: Eukaryota; Fungi; Ascomycota; Eurotiomycetes; Onygenales; Arthrodermataceae. The coding region runs from base 1 to 1101 and encodes 366 amino acids. Gene Ontology annotation, molecular function: protein-folding chaperone binding; misfolded protein binding. The record is from RefSeq and is a predicted model, not a curated record. The transcript is spliced from 3 exons. Gene Ontology annotation, cellular component: endoplasmic reticulum.